Molecule: messenger RNA, 6480 nt
Organism: Parus major (Great Tit)
Lineage: Eukaryota; Metazoa; Chordata; Aves; Passeriformes; Paridae
Gene: FAM124A
Product: family with sequence similarity 124 member A
Exons: 4
Coding region: 67-1695 (542 amino acids)
Source: RefSeq, a predicted model, not a curated record
GCUCCCGCUGCUCCCGCUGCUCUCGCACACGGCAGGGCGGGCGCGGAGCCCCCCAGCCCCGCCGCCAUGGAGAAGCAGCCCGGCGGCGAGGACGAGUGCGUGGACUCGGGAGCGGAGACGGGCGGGUCUGAGUACAGCCGUAUGUCCUCUACCAGCAGUGAACUUUCUGUGGAAGGCAUACAAGACCCAUUCCUUGUUAGCGUACAUAUCAUCACAGACCCGGGUGAAUCCAAGAUUCUCCAGCAGGCCAUCGAUAAGCUUCUAGCCUGGAUCCAUCCAGACCUCCAGUUGUUUCGGGUCUCAGAAAGACGAGUGCCCAGGAAGCGCAGGAAGCCGGUCAAGGCUGGUGUUUCUCAGCCAGCCCUUGCUGUCAUUCUGUUCCUGCAGGAGGAGUAUGGAGAAGAACCCAUCUUGCAGCUCCAUGAAACUUUUCAGCGGCCACCUUGGCAUUACCACCACACAGAGCUAAUGCACGGGAAAUUCCUCCCUUACCUCCCCUGCAGCCAAGACUUUUACACGCUGGCUCCAGAGACUCCUCUGUGGGCCAUUCGUCCAGUGCACUACGGGAAAGAAAUGAUCCGCUUCACCAUAUACUGCAGGAAUGAAAAUUUUGUGGACAUUUUGAAACUGUAUGAGUUAAUACUGAAGAGACCAAUGUGUCAGAAAAAAGCAGACUUUUGUGUUUUUCCUGUCUAUUCCAACAUGGAAAUAGACAUUCAGUUUUCUUUAAAAAAACUCCCAAAGGGACAAGUUCCGGUGAGGACAGAGUCAGCCGUGCUGGAGUUCAGAGUAAAAGAUGUGGGGCAGCUUGUGCCUCUCUUGCCCAACCCUUGCAGCCCCAUCAGCGAAGGCAGGUGGCAGACAGAAGACCAUGAUGGAAAUACGAUCCUUUUGCAGCAAGCACACAGUUGGUGUAGGAAGUCUGCAAAGCAGAGCAAGCAACCAUAUCCAUCUGUGUCAACAGAUUCCCAAUUCACCACUCUGCCAGCCUUUCUUCCUCAGAGCCACCAAUCUGUCUCUGAACAGCCACAAGAAAUGGGUCAAAAAAAGGUACAUCACACCAAUGGCCUUGGUCAUUAUCUUGGUUUCUCCCAGCAGGACUUGAGACAUGGUGAUCAAGGAGACUUCACACGCAGAUCCAGGAGUGCCUCCAGCAUUUCUUGGUCAUUUCAACGAAGCAAGUCUCUGUUCUGCUUGCCCACAGUGAACUCCUCUUCAGCAUCAGAGACAUUUCAUUUCAGUGAACCAUUUCAGUUUUUAAACACUGGGUCACCUGCAGCCAGGCUAAAAACAUGGAAAUGCAGCCCCAAGCUUAACAUUGAUGACUUGGAGGGUGCCCAGGAGACCGAUGUGGACACAGGGAUGAAGCUGUCGUUCUCAGACCUGUCUGUGGUUUCUGCAUACUCUGCUCUUAAUGGAUUUUGCAGUGAGUUGGAGGACUCUCUUCCAUCACAGAAACAAACUGUCAAUAGGGCUAAAAAGGCAGCCACCAGUGGAAGGCCUGUAUCAGCCAUGUGCAAUACUUUUGAGUCAGUUGAUGGUUCACUGCCUUCUCUUUCAGAAUGGUCUUCCAGCUCUUUCACGUCAGCAUCUCUCUCCGAGCAACACAAACAGCCCUUGAGAGCAGCUUCCUGUUCUCUGGAUGACCGUGUUUGCCCAGCUUCACCAGUUAAUGAAGAAGAAUUUUACAUCUGAGGUUUCUCUAUCUUACACUUCCAAAGGAAACGUAUUCUACUUGUGAAUGACAGCAGUGGGCCUACCCUGAGCUUAGAGAAGGUUCCUUGCUGAGGAAAAGGUGAUGCAGAAGUGUGUUAAGUAUUUGAAGAAAAUACUCAAAACCCUCUGAGGCUGGCAUUCCCAAACUGGGUACAGUAAAGCAGGCUGAGAUUGCACCCUGUAUCUUUUGGGGGGGUAUGAUCAGCACAGAGGCUUUUGCACAGCAGCACAAGGUGGAUGUUUUCGGAGCAGCCCUUGGACUGGUGGUGAAGGAAAUGCCAGAAGAGGCAGAUUGUAUUCCAUCUUAAUUUAGCAGAAAAUGAAGACUAAUUUGUGAUACCAAACUGCUUUAACUUUUCUGAGAAAUUCCCAUAAGAAAGAUGGGAAAAGAAAGGGAUCUUAUUUCCCUUUUCACAGGUUCCAAAGGCAGCUCUAAGCACAGCAGAUCCCAGCAGCACAGCCCCAGUAGGGUUAGGCAAGAAGUUUCUUGUGAGGAAACACUUUGUUUGCAACCUUUGAGAGCUGGCAGUGGUAAGAUGGGGCAGAAUCACACAAAUAUCGAAGCUGGAAGAGGUCUUCAAGAUCAUCUUAAGUCCAAGUGACAACCUAGCACUACCAUAAUCACCCCUAAACCAUAUCCCCAAGUGCCACAUCCUGACACCUCUUGAACACUUCUAGAGACUGACUCCACCAACUCCCUAGACAAUUUAUUCUAAGGCCUGACCACCCUUUCAGUGAAUAAUUUUUUCCUAAUACCUAAUCUGACCCUCCCCUCGUGCAAGCUGAGGGUGUUUCCUCUCCUUUCAUUCAAGAUAGGGCAGAAGAGGCCAAUCCCCACUUCACUACAACCUCUUUUCUGGUAAUUGUAGAGAUCAGUGAGCUAACCCCUGAGCCUUCUUUCCUCCAAAUGAAACAAUCUCAGUUCCCUCAGCUGUUUCUUAUCAGACUUUUGCUCCAAACCCUUCACCAGCUCUGUUGCCCUUCUCUAGAAAUGCUCCAGCACCUCAAUGUCCUUCCUGAACUGAGGGGCCCAGAAAUGAACACAGGAUUCAAGAUGCAGCUUUCACCAGUGCCAAGGUCAAUCUCUGCCCUGGUCCUGCUGGCCACACUAUUCCUGAUCCAGGCCAGGAUGCCAUUGGCUGUUUUGGCCACCUGGGCACACUGCUGGGUCACAUUCAGCUGGCUAUUGACCAGCAACCCCAGGUCCUUUUCCAGCCACUCUUCCCCCAGCCUGUAGCAAUGCAUGGGAUUGUUUUGACCCAAGUGCAGUACCCAGCACAUGGUUCACCUUAUUGAACUCCACAAGGCUGUCCUUGGCCCAUCAAUCCAGCCUGUCACAAUCCCUCUUGAGAGCCUUCCUGCCCCACAGCAGAUCAACACUCCCAACCACCUUGGUGUCGUUUGCAAACUUACUGAGGAUGCACUCAAUCCACUCAUCCAAAUCAUCAGUGAAGAUGUGAAACAGAACUGGCACCAGUGGUGAGCCCUGGGGAACACCACCAGUCACCAGCAACCAACUGGAUUUAGUUCCGUUCACCACCACUCUCUGGGCCUGGCCAUCCAGCCAGUUUUAUUCAGUCAAGAAUCCACCCAUUCAAGCCAUGAGCAGCCAGUUUCUCCAGGACAGCGCUGUGGAAGGCAGUUUCAAAUGCUUUCCUAAAGUCUGGAUAGACAACAUCCACAGACAUUCCCUCCCCUACUAAGUGGAUCACAUUGUCAUAGAAGGAGAUCGGGUUAGUCAAGCAGGACCUGCUUUUCAUAAACCCAUACUGGCUGGGCCUGAGCCCUUGGCUGUCCUGCACAUGGCACGUGAUAGCACUCAGGAUGAUCUGCUCCACAACUUUCCCCAGUACUGAGGUCAGGCUGACAGGUCUAUAGUUCCCCAGAUCACCCUUCCAACCCUUCUUGUAGAUGGGCAUUACAUUUGCUGAUUUCCUGUCAAUCAGGACUUCUCUGAUAAACCAAAACAGCUGGAAAAGGGUUGAAAGGGGUUUAGAAAGAUAUUUUGCCAGUUCCCUCAAUACUCUCAGGUGCAUCACAUCAGGGCACAUAGAUGUGUGUCUAACUGGACAGAAGGUCAUUAACCCUUUCCUCAUGGAUUAUGGGGCCUUCACUCAGCUCCUCAUCCCUAACUUCCAGCUGUCAUUGCUGGGUAUCCUGGGGGCAGAUGGCUUUGGUGUUAAACACUGAGGCAAAAAAGGCAUUAGGUACCUCAGCAUUUUCCACAUCCCUUGACACUGUGCUACCCUGUGCAUCCAACAAAGAAUGGAGACUCCUUAGCCCUCCUUUUGCUGCCAAUGUAUUUAUAGAAGCUUCUUCUGAAGAAGUGUCGCUCCUUUCCCAGAGAGGAGGAAAUUCCACUGCAUCUUUUACUUUGACAGACCAAGAUGCAGAAAGUGCCAAAAGGGAAACCUCAGAGAAAUUUUCAGCCCCCUCGCCCAGAAAGCCCAUCCUUUCUAGCUAGAAGGGAGCCAUUUGGACUGCUGUCUGAGCCACUUGUACAGACAGUGAUAAUCCAAGUAAACCAUGUUUGCUACUUCUAACUCUGGCAAUACAGCUCACCUUUUUGGAAUACAAACCAAGAAAGAUAACACAGCAUUUUUAUAUAUUGCUACAACAUUAGACCCAAAAAGACAGCUCUCUGCUUUUUAAGGGGUUAUUAUUUUUCUGAUAAAAAUAAUAAAUGAAGAAACUUAUUCUUUGUAUUUCCAGUGCAAGCAUACUUUCUGGAAAAAACUUGUUUCUUCUUGAAUACCUCUCCCCAAAGGGAAAACAACCCAAAUUUUCUGGCUUUCAAAAGAUGUUUUUAAAAAUAUGCAUUUUUGAUAACCUGUUUUGCUCUAAAUUACUCUAAUUGCUGUUAAAAAAAAUAAGUGAAAAGCUGCUAAUAUGACAGCUAAGUACCUUCACCAGGAUUUAAGUUAUAUAAACAGAUUUUAUAAUAUGUGUUCUGAGAAGUUAAAUUUUUGGCUGACAAGUGUCACAGAUCACAACUCUGGUCGAGCCACUGGGGAAAUUACCAUGUUAAAAGGUGUCUGUAUAAUGCUGGGUGUAACGUAUAUAUAGGUGUAAAUGCUGAAGACCUACCAUGAUGGCAUUGUGGUGUGUGGAAUAAAAGCUCAUUUUCAGAGAAAGAUAUUUGUUGUAUUACCAGGUAAUUUUAAUCAAAAGAAUUUCUGCUUUAGAAGGAAAAAAAAAAAAAAGAAGGUGAAAAAGCACACACAUACUGUUAAUAAUAGUUAAAAAAAAAAUGUAACAGCUCCCCUGGCCUGUUUAGGUAAGUGCAUGGUUUUUACAAACUAGUCUGGAAGAAAGUCUAGAGGAAAAUGAGUACAGGUUUUUAGGGGAGGAACCCGCAACCCAAGUCCAAAACAGGCCAGAGGGAUAUGCUGUUGUUUUCUUCACAUAGAAAAAAAGGCAACAAACUGAAGUCCAAGUUUCCUCUCGGUAAGAUGCUUAUUAUAGCAUUUACCAGAGGUAGACUUUGUCUUUUGUGCUAAACACAGUGAAUAAAUAGGAAAAUUUAUUCACAGUAAAGAGCACAGAAGAUUAUCAGCCUUCUCCUACCCUCUAAAACUGUUUAGACUUACUGCAGUUUUGGGUAAACUGUUCUCUUUUCUGGGACAAAAAUAGCAUUAAUGAAAGAUUUGUCAUGGUGUGUGUGUUUGUUUAUCUGCUCUAUGCUCCUUCAGACCCCACGCAGUCUUUCCUCUGACUGUCAUGACCUUUAGCUCAAAUCCCUCCCUGGAACAUGUGAACCUGAUUUAUCUAAAGUUAUAUUCCCAUGUUAUUGUUUGUACCCUGCCAAAAUAUAUGUAAAACACUGUGAAGUCAGACAGCCACUUUUUCCAUCAGCUUGCAUUUCACCAUACAAACAGUGAUGCCUAGCAGUCAGCAUCCAUGGGUUUAAAUUUAUGCUUCAUGAUUAUCUGUCCAUAAUCAUGGUAUUUGCACAAUAUUUUAAUAAUACAGAUAACAUUUUAUCUGGACAUGAAAUAAAAAACUUGUUUGAGCUGAUGUAGCUGUCUGAUCUUGGCAUCAUGCCAACACUAAACUCCUGACAAAAGCUGAUUGGGGUUUUUAAUGAAGAGGAGGCUCUGAACCAUCAUUCUGCAUGCUCUAGAAGGAGUCCAUCACAUCUGGGGUCUGUUGUCUGCUGUGGCAGGAAGCACUGGGAACAGAGAUCCACAAGAAAGCACAGGACAGCUCAAGUGUCAGUCAUGAGGUCCAUGUGUGUUAUUAACCAGCAGCUCCACAAGCAUCUCAGCUCCAGAUUUUGCCACAUUAAUCCUGAUGGGAAGAGAUCCAAAAGAGUGUCCAUAGACUCUGCAUUUGUACUGUCCCCACUGGUUCUGUCUCUGUUUUGUUUACUGAUACCUAACUAGAGAUUAAAGUUUUAAUUGUUUACAUGGAUGUUGCUUGUAACCAAAUCUUGUAAAAAACCGAGUGUCCUGAACUGAGUUUCCUGACACUGAGUGUCAAGCAAAGCAGAGGUGAUAGUGUACAGAAAACUUUCUGCCUAUAAAAAGAAAGCCAGGUUACGAAGUGAGUUUCACUGAAGGUAGGCUUCAUUAAUUCUCUUCCCAUUAUUUAAGAAGAGGCUUAUCUCUUCAGAGACUUGAAUAUGCACAAAUUUCAUUACAUUUACUUAUUGAUAUGGUUAAAUUAUCAACAAUGUCUUUUGAGAACUGCAGUUUUUUUCUGAACUUUUUCUCCUUUUACCUCAGAAUGCACUGCUUCUGUGAAAUAAAAUAGAGAUGACAA